GUUACUCAAGAAAUGUUUCACAAUGGACUAAUUUUCGCUGUUUAUCAUCAUAUUUUGCACAUACAUUUUUACUGUGUAAAUUACAUUGUUAUGAUGACAAGCUUAUUAGAUGUUCUAAUGAAGAAUCCUUGUAUAAUAAUCGAUAAUGACGACUGACAGCAUAGAUUAUUCAUUCUUAUCAGCUUAGUUUCAAAAAGAGAGGUUUUUUUGUAUAUGUGUAUGUCAAUGACAAAGAUGGCUGGAAUUAAUAAACAAUAUUUUGUUUUAUAUGAAAAGAUGGAUAGUGCCUAGCAGUGGAAUCUAUGACGCACGUUUCGUCCUAUUUGGGACUCGUCAGCUGGAUGUACCUGUAUCUCAGAGUUGAUGUUCACUCUGUGACUCGAACCCACUACCGUUCACUUCAAACGCCAUCGCGUUAUCUACUUAGCUACUGAGUCUUGAUAGCCACCUGCUCGUACAAUGGGGUGAAGUUUAAAAUCACUUGGUAUUGUUUGCUUGUAUCUUCUCAUUGUUAUUUAGGACUGCAAUUAAUCAGUCUUUCAUUGACAUAUAUACAUCUUUUGUGAAUUGCCUCGAUGUUGCCUUAAUUCACAAUCAUUAUAAGCAAAGAUGGUUAUUGGCAGUUCUAAACAUCAAUGGAAAGAUUCAAGUAAACAAUACCAAGUGAAUUUAAUAUUUUGUCGUUCUAAUUGAGAUCAUGAUGUUAGACCACCAUUGAAAACUUGGAAGCACUGAACGGCCGUUUUGUUCUAUUAUGGGACUCCUCAGUAGUGCGUAUCCAUGAUCGCGCUCGCAGAAUUCGGUCUUGCGCACCAACACUUAACCUCUAAACUACUAAGCCAACCUUUAUGAAAGUACACAUUGAUUAAACUUGAUCAUAAUCGAUAUUUAGAAAUGAAUUCAUCAUUCAACUUCUGAAUGUUUGGUUACCUUUCAUAUCAUGUGAACAAUCUAAAGUAUACAGAAGAUAUAAUAGUUUUUUUUUUAAAUAAACAUUCUGAUAAAAUUCCGUUGUUUGUACACUUUGAGUAUCAGUUUGAGACUUUUUUUGAAAUCAAUCCACUUAAUUAAUUCUUAAACUUUUAGAAUUUUGCGUAGUAUUAUAAGAAGAAGAAGACAAAGAUUAUCAGAACUAUGUGACAUAAAGGUCAACUAGAUAAAUAAAAGGUAACGGAAAACAAAGAUAAUAAAGGAAACAAUAUGGAACUCUCUACGCUGGACAAUAAAACAAAAUUACCAUGAUAAUGAAUUACUUGAAUAAUGCCAAUGAUCAAUAUGUUAAUCAAUCAAUAAAAUCAAUGAAUAUUCCAGAGAAAACUGUCCAUUCAUUAAACAAUUUGAAUUUAAUCAAUAAUAAUUCUAAAUCAGUAAUUAAAUCAAAGUUGAAACAAACAAAUGAUAAAAAUUUGAACCAAUUCAAACAAAAAUCAAAUAAAGUUCAAUCAACAAAACGAUUCAUUUCAAAACCAAAUUUAUGUCGUUUACAAGAUUUAUGCCUUGAAGAUCGUUAUAAAUUGAAUCAAUUAAUUAUGAAAUUAGCUGAAGCUCAAGAAGCAUUAAAUCAAAUGGAUUCUAAAUUAAAAGAACAAUCUAUAAAGAAUAAUGACAUUCAACAAGAUAACAGGUUGAAAUCGAAUCAGUUUCUAAAUUCUGAAGCAUGUUCAUUCAAUGUAGAACAGAAAGUAUGUUCAUCAUCAAAUACAGAUCAAUUCAUUACAUUCCAUAAAACAAAACUGGAACAUUUAGAAAAUGAAUUGAGUCAAUUACGGUGUAAUUUCAAAAAAGAACAAUGUAUGCCUAAAUGUGAAAAUAAUCAAUCAAUGGAGACAUUAAUUGAAAUUAAUCCAACUAUAAUGAAUGAUGUUGAACAAAUGGAACAAUCAAAUAAAAAUGUCAAUCCCUUAACAAAACAAUCAUCUUCUCACUGUGUUAAUCAUAAUUAUCAAUGUGAUCAACACUUGAAUAAUAAUGAUAUGAAAACUAAUUAUGAUUUGUCAAAGACUGUAAAUAAUGAACAAAAAAUCACAUCAAUAAACAAUCAUAGUGAACUUAGUGUAAAAUCAACGAACAAGAAACAUAUCACAAGAAAUCAAAAAGUUACUAACUUCAAACAGAAAAACUGUUCAAAUUUAUUACCAGUAUGGGAAUUUAUUAAUGCUAAUGAUAAUUCCAUUGUAAAUAUUCAAUGUAUGGAUACAUUAACUCAUCAUCAAACAAUAAAGAAGAAUAUUUCAAUAAUGACUGAACCAGUCGAUGUGACAAUUCAAUCAAUUACAUGUUCAGUUGAAAAAUCUACACAAACUAUAGUUAAUGAGUUCAAUGAUAAAUGUAUAACGAAUUAUCCAGUGGAAUUGAAUACAUCCAUCUCAACACCAACUUCACUACAUUCAAAUGUAAUAUUAAACUAUGAAAAUAACAAAUCUUUAGUAACUUCAUCAGUACAAACUGAUUCAGUGAACCAUCAUAAUCAUCAUCAUCAUUAUGAUUAUUACAAUAAUUUAACAAAAAGAAAUAACAAAGUCAAUAAGACAAGAAAGUGUGUAAAAUCAAAAAUACAAAACAAUCAAACAAGAAGAUCUAGAGAAUACAGAAGAAAUAGGAUGAAAAAUCGAUUAGUACAAGGGAAAAGUGAAUCUUUCUCCUCCUCCUGCUCCUCCUCCUCCUCGUCCUCUUCCUCAAAUUCCUCUAUAUCUUCAUUUUUAUCUAAGAAGAACGAAAAAUUUGAUGAUGAUGAUGAUGAUAAUAUUGAUGUUGAUAGAAAUAAUAAAGUGAAGUUAACUUCAUUUCAAAUACAAGAAGGAAGUCAUCAACUAGUUCAAGAUGUCAAACAAUUGAAUGUUUCAAAUGAUAUACCAUUGAAUAAUCACAAAACAAAAAUUUCACUUUCAGAAGAUGAUGAAAAAGAAACUGGAUUUAUUGAAUUGAUUAGUAAAUCUUUACCACCUUGUAAAUUAAUCCAAGGACAACAACAACAACAACAGAAUGAAUCUAUCAUUGAACUAAAUUCAGAUAAGGAAUUAGAAUCAAUAAUUCAAUUAAUGAAUGAAACAUUCCAAGAUAAUCACUUAUUUAAUUCAAUACAAAAUAAAAUGAAUCCAUAUGGUAAACAAUACACUUCAAAGGAUACAUGUAAACAGUUGAAUGUUACCAUGAAUAAUAAUAAUAAUAAUAAUAAUAAUAAUCACCUAAUGAAACAAACACGAACAUUUCUAUCAAAACCAUAUCAACAAGAAAGUCAAUUCAUCAGAAACAAUCAACCAUAUUUUAAACAAACGAAUGAACAAGAACAAUAUGAUCAUAUUAAUACUAAUUAUUAUUAUUAUUAUGAUGAUGAUGAUGAAGAUGAUCAGUUUUAUCCAAGUAGUAAUUGUCAAAAUGAACAAGAUGAACAAUGGAAUGAUACAAUCGAUCAUGACUGUAAUAAGUCAAAUAUAAGAGAAGUACAUUUAGAAAAAGAAAAAGAAAAAGAAGAAGAAGAAGAAGAAGAACAGUUACUAAGUGAUUUAUUUUUCAUAAGUAAUUAACUAUUUAUAUAAUUUUUUAAAAAAAGCUUCGAGUAGGAACGACAUAUGUGUGUAUGUUUUCUUUUACUCGUUUUGUUUCCAAUACUUAUUG
Schistosoma guineensis is the source of this 3615-nucleotide messenger RNA. NCBI's taxonomy places the organism in Eukaryota, Metazoa, Platyhelminthes, Trematoda, Strigeidida, Schistosomatidae. The record is from the annotation of a GenBank genome assembly.